Babesia bigemina is the source of this 2511-nucleotide messenger RNA. Its product is annotated as SET domain containing protein, putative. NCBI's taxonomy places the organism in Eukaryota, Apicomplexa, Aconoidasida, Piroplasmida, Babesiidae. The record is from RefSeq and is a predicted model, not a curated record. Gene Ontology annotation, molecular function: histone methyltransferase activity; protein binding; zinc ion binding. The coding region runs from base 1 to 2511 and encodes 836 amino acids. The transcript is spliced from 3 exons. Gene Ontology annotation, cellular component: nucleus.
AUGGAGGAGAAUCAAGACGCGGAAGGUGGGAGUGCCACCACUAUCAUCAAGCAGGAAGGUCACGCAGAUGACGCAAAGAGUGAAAUGCAAAUUGAAACACACGAAACACAGAAACCAAACGAAGAACCACAAAUGGCAACAGACGAAACACAAAAGCCAAAAGGACAAACUCAAGAUGCGAGCAGUAUCAUGGCGCGUGGGCGUAUAGAGCCUCACGUACGACGGCACAGUCUCAUGAUGUUCCAGACCAACGCUGCAGUGGACGUAUGUCUGGAGGUGGAGCCGCUGAGGGGUGUCUUCUACAACACGGUCACGAAAUAUAUCGAAGAAGAGCCCGUUGAGAAAAACGAAUUCGAACAGGACAUUCAGGACAGGGAUCCGACGCGUUACUUUCCCACCAGCGCCAGAGGGUUCUCGGGGAUGCUGAAGCAGCCGCUGCACGAGACGCCACCAAACCAGCAGAUCGUCUGGAUGAUCGCGAGGUACGAGGCAAUCUGCCAAAGGCUGCAGGAGACCGGGAACAGCCUCGCGCGCAUACGUGCGGGAAACGCCAACAUGACGCGUCAGCAGCUCAUGCAGCUCUUCAUUAACGAGCGAGAAAAACUCUUUGGAAAGGUCGAAUACUUCCCAGUCGGCGAGCCUUACCUGGGGAUGCCGCCAUUCACGCAUUUUUUCAAGCGCGAGGAACUGCUGUACUUCGGCAUAUGCCAGUCGCCGUAUGAUACCGUGUCCGUGGACAAGAUGCGCGACGGCACGGAAAUCGCGCAGGCGAUCAUACUCGACGGAACGCCUUCGCUGAGGGAGGAUAUGGGCACCAGGUUCAUACUGUACUGCAAAUUUGAAAGGGGCGCGAACGAAGUCAGCGACUACACUGACAAGAACCAGCCCAUUUUCCAGUCGUGGAUACACGAGAUACCCAUAAGGGUGGUUCGCGGAUACAACGCAAUAUCACGGUACGCGCCACUCUGGGGGUUCAGAUACGACGGACUCUAUCGCAUCAUCGGAGUGUACUCAGAUAACAACAAGCAGGGGCUCAGGGUUUGGAGCUACGUAUUCAGCGCGUGCAACCCGGACCUCGAGCCCCCGGUCUUUUUGCAGACGGAUGAGGGGUCCGAGUCGGUGACAACAACUGACCCGGACCUCAAGUCGGUCUUCAUCAACCACUUGCACAUACAUGCCAAGUUCCAAAAGUCAAUCAAGAAAAAGAUAUCGGAAGAUCUGAGGCAGGUUGACGUCGUGCUGAAUGGCAAAAAGCUAUUCACUAUCGGUAUACCGCACCUGCUCCGGGCAGGGGGGCGCAACUACAGGCAGGUGCCCCUGGUCGUAAACUUCUCAAUCAUAUACCGCUAUAUCAGGCGACUGUGCAAGGUCGCAAAAGUGGGCCAGCAAUGGCUGGAGGGACCAGUCGCAGAAUACGAAAAGGCGAAGAAGGAGGGAUCCACGAUUUGGUGGGCUCGAGGAGGGUUCCUUCCAAUGAAACUCAUCAUACAAUACUUGGAACCCAGGAGGUCACUGUCGAUGGAGGUCAUCAGGGGGCAGUGCAAGGAAAAAAUAACCUCGAAAAAGGUCAGACUACAGAAGACACUGGUCAUCAAUAGGGAACUGGCUAAAAACAUGGCCAGGCCCUUCUUCCCGCAAUCGGACACCGACUCCAUUUGGACAUACAUUGAACUAACGGAGCCGAUAGACCGUACGUGGAACCCGUACGAGGACAUCAGCGCGGGGUCGGAGGUACACCCUAUCCCAGUUCUCAACGAGGUCGACGACGACGAGCCGCCCAUGGUUUUCACCUACAUACGCAGCAACAUCUACUUCUCCAGGCUGCCGAACCUCAAUUUCGACCCGGUAUGCGCGGGGUGCAUACCGGACACGCUUGACAAGGAGACCUGUCAAAUAGUCACCGUCAAGGGGUUCUGCAAGGGGCUCAUGGACCCCAAGGGCAGACUCUACUGCCAGGGCGUCAACAAGGGCUACCUGUCCACCAUACAGUCACGAGCGGCGUGCUCAGACAACUGCCCCUGCUCAAACGACUGCAGCAACAGGCUCUUGGAGGGCGUGCAGGUGCCGGUGAAGCUCAUCAAGACGCCGAACAUGGGAUGGGCGCUGCACACCAUGGUGCACAUCACCAUAGGCACCUACAUCAUGCAGUACGUCGGCGAGGUGGUCUGCCGCAGCGAGAUGAUGGCCAGGGAGCACCAGUACGACAAGCUCGGAAGGUUCAACUACUGCAUGGAGGCAGUGGAAAUGGAGACGCUGCACGACGACUGGCAAAUGCCGUGCAUGGACUCAAUGGUGCUCGGCAACAUCGCACGCUUCCUCAACCACUCAUGCGACCCCAACGUCGAGGUCAUCACCGUGUGGCGCGGCGACGACUUCCCGUGCAUCGCAGUGUACGCGUUGCGCGACAUCGCAGCGGGAGAGGCGCUGACCUACUGCUACGGCUCGCAGUACAAGAGCAUACCCUGCCUCUGCGACGCGCGCAACUGCAGAGGGUUCAUCGGAAACAUUUGA